Messenger RNA from Drosophila montana, 1056 nucleotides. RefSeq lists its product as uncharacterized. The coding region runs from base 64 to 969 and encodes 301 amino acids. Lineage: Eukaryota; Metazoa; Arthropoda; Insecta; Diptera; Drosophilidae. The record is from RefSeq and is a predicted model, not a curated record. Gene Ontology annotation, molecular function: acyltransferase activity, transferring groups other than amino-acyl groups. The transcript is spliced from 2 exons.
CUAACACUAGUCGCAGCCAGACAAACUUGGACACUGUAAGCGUAAUCAGCUUUUGAGAUCGAAAUGGGCAAUAAGGAUGUCGAUAUUUUGCGUCCACUUAGCGAUAACGAAGUGGAUGAGCUGAUGCAGUUGUACGGCGAAAAAUAUGGACCACUCAAUUUCCACUAUCUCUUGCUGUACAAUCAGCGCAAAUGGGAUCGCCAGCUGGACGCGGCGGGCAUUUCCCGGGAAGAUGACGCUUACAUAUCGCUGCGCAAGCUUUUUUAUACGCAUCGAACUGGCGACUUUCGACAAUACGGCACAUAUGUGAGCCUGCACCGGGACGUCGUGCAGAGCGUGUCCUUUUACAGCUGGCAGCCCGUAGAGCCAGCGGAGCUGUUCGCCUGCCUGGAGCAAACACAGCGCAUCGAAUGGUCAAACGGUGCGCUGCUGACCAACGUUGAUCUGGAGCAUUGCGCACGCGUCAAGGAGAUUGCCAGCAGGAAAGGAGCGAGUGGCAUACAGGCACGUCAGUGCUACGGCAUGGUAUUGCCACAUGCCGAGGCGCGAACGGUGCACGUGCCCGAUCUGCUGUCAGACUUUGAGUUGCGCCGGCUAAGCGAUGAGGAUGCGGCCAUGGUGCAUGCUAUUUGGCCCAAUAAGGGCGAAGGAUCGCUGGCAUACAUACGUGCUUUAAUCAAGUACAAUAGGACAGUGGGUGCCUGUCGCAGCGACACCGGCGAGCUAAUCGCCUGGAUAUUCCAAAACGAUUUCUCUGGUCUUGGCAUGUUGCAGGUGCUGCCAAAGGCAGAACGGCGUGGCCUCGGCGGUCUCUUAGCUGCUGUCAUGACCAAACUGAUUGCCAAAGGGGAAGAGGUUACGCUCACCGCAUGGAUUGUGGCUAGCAACUGGCGGUCGGAGGCUCUGCUCACCCGCAUUGGCUAUAAGAAGGCUAUUGUGAACGAGUGGAUUAAGCUGUUGCCCGCUUAAUAUGCGGUUGGAUCUGGGUAAAAUUGCUGAUUGGGUAUAGAGGUGAGCCACGAAAUGGAACUAGAAUAUAAACGAUUAUACACUACA